GGGCUGGGUCCGGGCGGGUGGGGGGUGGUGGUGGUACGAGCGGCUCAGAAUAGACGCGGAGCGCGUCCUUGAGACAUGACUGCUCGAAGCAUUGGCAUCUUUUAAGACAUCACCGCGUCGACCUGACAGGAUGUUGUUGGCCGUUUUUGUCAGAACCGCGUUGCGGCCUGGCAUGAUGAAGCCAUGCCACAUGCUCAGACCCAUUACACACAUUCAGGAGAGGUCCCUGGUUCACCAAGAGGGUUUGCCGAAGCUGCCUGUGCCACCCUUGAAGCAGACGUGUGAUAACUACCUGGCUGCCCUGGAACCUAUUGUCAGUGAAGAGGAGCUGGAACACACACGGAAGUUGGUGGAGGAGUUCCUCAAAGGUGGCGUAGGAGAGCGCCUGCAGAAAGGUCUUGAGCGACGGGCCCGAAAGACAGAGAACUGGCUGUCGGAGUGGUGGAUGCAGUCGGCCUAUUUAGACUGUCGGAUGCCGGUGGCUGUCUACACCAGCCCCGGUGUUGUUCUGCCACGCAUGCACUUCCACGAUCGCCAAGGACAGAUGAGGUUUGCGGCUAAAUUGAUUGCCGGAGUCUUGGAGUUUAAAAAAAUGAUUGACAGUGAAACCCUGCCAGUUGAGUACCUGAGCAAGAAGCCACUUUGUAUGGACCAGUAUUACCAGAUCCUUUCGUCUUGCCGAAUCCCAGGACCAAAGAGAGACACUGUUGUAAAUUACGCAAUUGGCAAAACGCCUUCCACUCACGUCACUGUCGUUCAUAACUUCCAGUUUUUUAUCUUGGAUGUAUACAACAGUGACGGGACCCCACUGACAGUAGAUCAAAUUUACAUGCAGCUGCAAAAAAUUUGGAACACCUCUUUGCAGACCAACAAGGAGCCCGUUGGUAUCCUAACGUCACAGCAUCGGAACACCUGGGGAAAAGCAUAUAAUAAUCUCAUUAAGGAUAAGACAAAUAAGGAGUCAGUCCGUGCCAUCCAAAAAAGUAUCUUCACUGUAUGCCUGGAUGCUCCGAUGCCUCGCGUGUCAGACGAACUGUACAAAAGCCGCGUGGCUGCACAGAUGCUGCAUGGGGGCGGGACUCGCUGGAACAGCGGCAACCGCUGGUUUGACAAGACGUUGCAGUUUAUUGUUGGUGAAGAUGGUACCUGUGGAUUGGUGUAUGAACAUGCACCUUCAGAGGGCCCACCCAUUGUGUUCCUCAUUGAUUAUGUUGUUAAGUAUAUGCAGAAGACAGAAAUAGUCCGUUCUCCCAUGGUUCCUUUAAUGAUGCCUCAGAAGCUGCGUUUUAACAUUACCCCUGAAGUCAAGAGAGACAUUGAAAAAGCCAAACAAAAUAUGAACAUAAUGGUACACGACCUGGAUGUGAAUGUUCUGAUGUUUUCUUAUUUUGGAAAAAAUGUGCCAAAGCAAAAUAACCUAAGUCCGGAUGCCUUCAUUCAAAUGGCUCUCCAACUUGCCUAUUUUAGGAUGUAUAACACAUGUUGCGCUACAUCUGAGAGUGCAUCAUUACGAAUGUUCAAAUACGGAAGAACGGAUGCAAUACGUGUCACGACAAAGGAGUCAUUGAAAUUUGUCCAAGCAAUGCAGGACCCAACUAAGCAGAACACUGAGAGAUUAGCACUACUGCAGAAGGCUGCUCAGACACAUAAGGAGAACGCAUACAAUGCCAUUCACGGACAAGCCAUUGACAGGCAUCUUCUAGGACUGAGGUUGCAAGGUAUUGAAGACCUCACAUCCAUGCCUGAGAUAUUCAUGGACACAUCUUUUGCUGUGGCUCACCAUUACAAUCUCUUAACCAGUCAGGUUGGUUCCAAGACCGACUGCGUGAUGUGCUUUGGUCCAAUGGUGCCAGAUGGCUAUGGAGUGUGUUACAAUCCCAUGGAUGAGCACAUCAACAUCGCAAUUACAGCUUUCAACAGCUGCGAAGAGACAAAUGCAGCCAAGUAUGCACAGACUGUAAAUGAUGCUCUGUUGGACAUGAGAGCUCUGCUGGAGGACACAGCUUCAGCCAAGCAGUGAACCCACACACAAGCCUGGAGUGUUUUUUUUUUUUUUU
This is a messenger RNA of Hippocampus zosterae (dwarf seahorse), 2057 nucleotides long. RefSeq names its product carnitine O-acetyltransferase-like. The transcript is spliced from 14 exons. Lineage: Eukaryota; Metazoa; Chordata; Actinopteri; Syngnathiformes; Syngnathidae. Gene Ontology annotation, cellular component: peroxisome. The record is from RefSeq and is a predicted model, not a curated record. Gene Ontology annotation, biological process: carnitine metabolic process, CoA-linked. Gene Ontology annotation, molecular function: carnitine O-acetyltransferase activity. Bases 131 to 2020 code for a protein of 629 amino acids.